Lytechinus variegatus (green sea urchin) is the source of this 2377-nucleotide messenger RNA. Its product is annotated as ficolin-2-like. The coding region runs from base 208 to 1245 and encodes 345 amino acids. The record is from RefSeq and is a predicted model, not a curated record. The transcript is spliced from 4 exons. Lineage: Eukaryota; Metazoa; Echinodermata; Echinoidea; Temnopleuroida; Toxopneustidae.
UAGCCCUAUUUACUCUCGGCCUCUCCCAGCUCAGGCUCAACCAAGCGGCUUGAUCUUACUGGAUUUCGGAUUUUACUCAUCAAAAUAUAACUUCACGAAGCUGGCACUUCUUAUCAUCGCGGUGAUCAUUUUUUUACUAGUUUAGGACUAAAGUCAUUCAAGCAAACAAAAAUACCUCAGUGAUACUUCAACCCAUUUUAAAUCAAGAUGGAGCUCAAAAUUGUCAUAUUUUUUCUGUGUUUGGUGAUGGUUAAGGGCCAAUGGCGACAAGGACAACAGCAAGGCAACCCACAGCAAGGCAACCCACAAGGAGGGAGGGGUCUGUGGCCCCAGCAAGGCAACCCACAACAAGGUGGGAGGGGUCAGUGGCCGCAGCAAGGCAACCCACAACAAGGGGGGAGGGGUCAGUGGCCACAGCAAGGCAACCCACAACAAGGUGGGAGGGGUCAGUUUGGCCCUCAGAGACCGGUGCCCCCAGGGAGGGGCCCAUUCGGCCCGGUAGACCCACGGUUCCAACCAGUCCAGCCAGGCAGCACCUGUUGCGACAGAACCCUGUACGGUGGAAACAGGGGGACAACCCCACUCCCGAUGCCCAAGCAUUGCAUGGAUAUCCGAGAAUUCGGCGGGGUUCGUGAUGGGGUGUAUACGAUUUUCGUUUCUUCCGUCAACGAGUGUGGAAAGAGGGAUGUUUACUGCGAUCAAACACGAGACGGCGGUGGAUGGACGGUAAUUCAGCGGCGAAUCGAUGGCCGCCUCAACUUCCUCCGAAACUGGGAGGAAUACAAACACGGUUUCGGCUUUCUCGAGGGCGAGUUCUGGCUCGGCAACGAAUGGAUCCACAAGAUCGCCAUGCAGGGACCGCACGAACUACGAGUCGACCUCGGCGACUUCCAGAUGCAGGAGAGGUUCGCAAGGUACAAGGUGUUCUCGGUCAGCGAUGAAAUGGGCAACUAUACGCUGAGGGUAGAGAGAUACGACCCCCAGUCAAAUUCAGGUGACGCCCUGACCGGCCACAACAACGUUCCUUUCUCCACCAUAGACCGUGACAACGACCGAUGGAGCGGCAACUGCGCCCGGCAAUACACAGGGGCGUGGUGGUAUACAAGUUGCCACAACAGCAACCUCAACGGUGCCUACCUGAAGGGCCCUAACCGGCAGUACGCCCGCGGGGUCGUCUGGAAUCAGUGGCGAGGGUACAGCUACUCGCUCAGGUUCACGGAGAUGAAAAUAAGACCACUCUUUUGAGGACACCAUAGCUUAAUUUGGAUUCAUAUGAUGGCUGCUUAUUUCAAACUGCAUUAAAUUAACUUUGUCCAAUAUUUGUAUUCAUCACUGAUGUUCAACCGAAAUUGUUUGUUAGAGAUGAAUACGUUAUUUCAGAGUGAAACAUGUUUUUUGUCAGUUAAAGUCUUGGAUGCCCCCCCCCCCCUAUAGGGUCGUUGGCCGAGACUAUAUUAGAUGAUCGAGAUCAUGAUUAUGACAGCUAGUGUGCCAGUGAAAAUUCCGCCUCUGCUCUCUCAAUUUAGAGUUAGGUUUAAGAAUAAAGUGAAAUGGAAUGUUUUGCAUAUCGUCUAUGGCAGCUUAAAUCACGAGAUGUUAUAGAAAAUUCAGAAGUGACCAAAGUUGAAAGUGAAACCAAAAUAAAUCAAUGCUGGUCGAUCAUUUACAUCCUGUGCAUGGUGCUGCAUUUUUCAGUCUUUUUUAAACAACCGGGCAUUGUGUAAAUAAUCGUUCUUAUAAAGUUUGUUGUUGCAACAUAUUGAUUGUAAUUCUUGUAUAGAAGCAUGUACAUAACGUAGCCAAAUAAAUGUAAUUUUGCAUUCGUACUGACCCGUUCUGGAAGUGACGAUGGAAAUAAAUAUGCCCCCUUUUGGUGAGGGCCCUUUUAUUUGCUGAUCAAACUAUUCCCAACUAAAAUAGAUCAAUUUUCUGUGCCCUACCGCCCCUCCCAUUACCAAAUCCUAGAUCCACCCCUAAAAAAUACUUUUGGAUCUAUUCAUCUUUUUUUAAUGACUACUGUGAACUAAUUUGGGCCUAUGUAAAUUAUUCACGAGAGGUUGUUUAAGGGUUGGGGUUGUAAGUUUUGUUUUAGAGAUAAAAAUAUUCCUAAUGACGAACCUAAAUUACUUGCAUUACAAUCUCUAUCAUAGUCAUACACAGUCAGUUAGACGAUUCUCCUGCAAGCUGUAAUUAAUUAAUUAAUUAAAAUGCAAGUCAAUUCCUUGUUAGCUGUUAUCCUUAUCCCAUGUUGAAGUAAUUAUUUUAUUCUAACACUAAAAGAAAAUCUAAUUAUUUUAGGAACAAUGAAUUAGAUCUUAUCCAAUGAAUUUUUAGAACUAAAAGAAGAAUGUCGAAAUCCUAAUUGUCAAAACGUUCU